Molecule: messenger RNA, 4446 nt
Organism: Erinaceus europaeus (western European hedgehog)
Lineage: Eukaryota; Metazoa; Chordata; Mammalia; Eulipotyphla; Erinaceidae
Exons: 6
Coding region: 1-4446 (1481 amino acids)
Biological process (GO): proteolysis; virion assembly
Molecular function (GO): nucleic acid binding; zinc ion binding; RNA-DNA hybrid ribonuclease activity
Source: RefSeq, a predicted model, not a curated record
AUGGCCGGAAAGGAAAAACGGUUGAGAGUGAGAGAACGUGUGAGAGUGUAUGGUGUGCUGGCCAGCAAGUACAAGGAAGAGAGAGCUGCUGGGUUUGGAGCCCAGGUGGACGCCUUCACAUUGAGGAAGUUCUGUGAAAGGGAAUGGCCAGCCUUUGAGGUUGGCUGGCCUGAGACGGGAAGUCUCGACCUGGGAAAGUGCACGGCAGUGCACGAUGUGAUCUUUGGGAAUCCCGGGCACCCUGACCAAAUGCCAUAUAUUGAGAUCUGGAUGAGUAUUGCUAAUGAUAAACCAAGGUAUCUGCGGGAGUGUCAGGGCGACUCCAAAGGAAAAAAGAAGGUCAAAAGCAGGUCGAGAGUGUUGGUGAUCAAGGGCACGAAGGGGGAUAGAUUCCCUAGGAGGCCUACAGCUCCUCCUGUCCUCCCCACUAAGCCCGAAUCCCCCAUACGACUGAAAAAGAGGAGGGAUGAGAACCCUCCACCGUAUGCUGGCACUUCAGGGGCUACCACUCCUGAACCCGGUUCCACUUCUGGGUUGCCAUCAGGAGUCCUGAGCCCACCUCAUACCAGAGCAGGAACUAUGUUUGGGUCAGAGUCCACACCAGUCGGGACUUUUCCUUUACGGGAGGUGGGGGAAUUAGAUAUGUCAGGACGGCCCCUCCGAACUUAUGUCCCGUUUAGCACUUCUGACUUGUAUAAUUGGAAGAAUCAAAACCCUCCUUUCUCUGUAGACCCAGAAGGGGUGGCAACUCUACUUGAGUCAGUUUUUUACACUCAUCAACCUACUUGGGAUGAUUGUCAGCAGCUGCUGAGUACCCUAUUCACUCUAGAAGAAAGGGAGAGAAUUAAAAUCGAGGGAAAGAAGCAGGUCCGGGAUAAAAAGGGAGAGCCUCCCACUGACCAGGACGUGGUGGAGGAGGUGUUCCCCCAAUCCCGACCUAAGUGGGACCCCAACACAAGCACCGGGUAUGAGGCCCUCACCAGGUACCGCCAGACUCUAUUAAGGGGUAUCCGGGCUGCGGGUCGGAAACCCACCAAUCUGUCUAAGGUGACUGAGUGUAAGCAGGGUGCAGACGAGAGUCCGACUGCCUUCUUGGAGAGGUUGUACCAGGUAUAUCGAACCUGGACGCCCAUAGAUCCCAAAGCCCCUGAGAAUGUGCAGGCAGUCGCCCUCCAGUUUGUGGCCCAAUCCGCCCCAGAUAUUAGGAAGAAGUUGCAGAAGUUAGAGGGUUUUGAGGGGAAAUCUCUCUCGGAGCUGUUGGCUGUAGCACAGAAGGUUUUUGAUAAUAGAGAGGACCCCGCGAAAGCCACUCUGGAACUGAAUAAGAAGAUGGCACAGGUCCUUUUGGCUAGGGAAAUAGGAAAUAGAGAGGAAAGAGGGAGGUAUGUGAGAGAAAAAGGGCAGAUGAAGGGAAAAGAUAAACCCCUGAGAGGACUGAGAAAGACUCAGUGUGCCCUAUGCAAGGAAGAAGGGCACUGGAGGAAAGAAUGUCCAAAAAGAAAAGAAGAGGAAGGAAAGAGAAUGGGGAAGGAAGCCCCCCUCUUACCUAGGGUAAAACUCGCGGUAGAGGGGAAAGUAAUUAAUUUUUUGGUGGAUACCGGGGCCACCCACUCAGUACUUCAACAACCAAUUGGACCCACCGGAAGAGAUAAGGUUAAGAUUAUAGGAGCCACUGGGGAAGCAAGGAGUUAUCCAAAGUCCAUAGGAAGAGUCGCUGGCCCUGGCCUGAAGACUAUUACUCACUCUUUCCUGGUGAUACCCGAGUGCCCUGAGCCACUAUUAGGUAGGGAUCUCCUUCAUAAGCUACAGGCCACCAUUUCCUUUGAGACAAAUGAAGGACCAAUAGUACAAGCAGGUGGCCGAAUUUUGCUCACCAUGCCGGUAAGGGAGGAAUAUCGUCUCUAUGAAGCACCACAGAAUGUAGGCAACCCGGACUUAUUAACAAGGUGGAAGCGGGAGAUUCCAAGAGUUUGGGCCGAGACCAACCCCCCAGGGUUGGCUAAACAUGUGACCCCCAUAAUAGUCCAAUUGGUCAGCACUGCCACCCCAGUCCGAGUCCGGCAGUAUCCCAUGAGUCGGGAAGCCCAGCAUGGUAUCAGGAACCAUAUUAGACGCCUAAAAGAGGCUGGUAUCUUGGUGCCCUGCAAGUCAGCCUGGAAUACACCCCUUCUCCCGGUCCGAAAGCCUGGAACGAACGACUUCAGACCAGUGCAAGAUCUGCGAGAGGUAAAUAAGAGGGUAGAGACCAUUCAUCCCACAGUUCCCAACCCUUAUACUCUCCUCAGUCUACUGUCGCCUGAUCGAACCUGGUAUAGCGUCCUAGAUUUGAAAGAUGCCUUUUUCAGCCUCCCCUUGGCCCCACAGAGCCAACCUAUCUUUGCCUUUGAAUGGACAGACCCCGAGGAAGGUGAGUCAGGACAACUAACUUGGACCCGACUUCCCCAAGGUUUUAAAAACUCUCCGACCUUGUUUGAUGAAGCCCUAAGCAAGGACCUACUGACCUUCCGAAGUGAGCACCCUGAGUGCAGCCUCCUACAAUAUGUGGACGAUCUGCUGAUCGCUGCCUUAUCUCGAGAGGAUUGCGAAAUGGCAACCAGAGACCUACUCGAGGUACUGGGGAACUUGGGGUACCGGGUAUCGGCCAAAAAGGUUCAGCUGUGUACCCAAGAAGUAACCUACCUGGGCUACCAAAUUAAAGAAGGACGAAGGGCCCUGUCUGAGGGAAGAGUCCAGGCUAUCCUAAAGAUCCCGACCCCCACUACCAAGAGACAGGUCCGGGAAUUCCUGGGAGCGGUAGGCUACUGUAGGCUAUGGAUCCCAGGGUUCGCUGAACUAGCAAAGCCCCUCUACACCGCCACUGGAGGGGGCGACACUCCUUUGAAAUGGACUGAGAUGGAGGAAAGGGCUUUCCAGGCACUGAAGGAGUCCCUGGUAAGUGCCCCAGCUCUAGGUCUCCCAGACCUGAACAAACCGUUCCAGCUGUUUGUAGCAGAAAGUGCUGGUGUGGCUAAGGGAGUACUCACUCAAACCCUGGGGCCCUGGAAGAAGCCUGUCGCCUACCUGUCUAAACGACUGGACCCAGUAGCGGCCGGAUGGCCUGGAUGUCUGAGGACAGUGGCAGCAGCCGCCCUACUGGUGAAAGAGACUACCAAACUAACUUUUGGGCAGACCCUAGAAAUCACCACAGCCCACAAUCUUGCCAGCUUACUUCGCUCCCCUCCGGACCGAUGGAUGACCAAUUCUCGGGUCACCCAUUAUCAGGUACUGUUGUUGGACCCACCCCGCAUUACUUUCAAACAGACUGCAGCCUUAAAUCCAGCUACCUUGCUCCCCAACCCAGAGGAAGACGCCACCCAUGACUGUGGAGAAAUCUUGGAAGCCCUGACCUCAUUGAGAGCUGACCUGACGGACGUCCCGCUACCAGACGCACAGGAAACCCUCUACACGGAUGGGAGCAGCUUUGUGGAAGACGGCGUACGGUAUGCAGGUGCCGCGGUGGUCACCAGCCGGGAGGUCUUGUGGGCUGCAUCCUUGCCACAAGGGACAUCAGCCCAAAAGGCGGAGCUGAUAGCACUCAUUCAAGCACUCAAGUGGGGAGCAGGGAAAAAGAUAAAUGUGUACACCGACAGCAGGUAUGCUUUUGCCACCGUCCAUGUCCAUGGGGCACUAUAUCAAGAGAGAGGACUGCUGACGGCUGGGGGAAAAGCUAUCAAGCAUGCUCAGGAGAUACUGGCCCUGCUAGCAGCUGUUUGGGGGCCAGAGAGGGUUGCUGUCAUCCACUGUAAGGGACACCAGAAGGAUGACUCAGAAGUCUCGCGAGGCAAUCGGUUGGCAGACCAGACAGCUAGGGAAGCGGCCCAAAGACUAGUGGGGACCACGGCCCAACUGGUGGUGGCUACCCCUAUACCAGGAGAAGUGACAAAAGGACAGAAACCAGUGUACUCGAAACAGGAAGAGGAGAUGAGCCAGAGACUGGGGGGGAGAUUAAAUGAGGAAGGAUGGAUCGUCCUCCCGGAUGAUAGGAUUCUAUUACCCCAGCCACUGGGAAGACAGGUGGUCUCUCAAACGCACCAAGGUACCCAUUUUGGGGGAAACAAAUUAGCUGAACUGAUCAGUAAAUUUUAUUUGAUAAUUGGUUUGCACAGGAUCUCCCAGAGUGUGAUUGUGUAUGGUAAACUGCCAACCUUGGUGCCCCGGGUUGAGACUGAAAAAUUGGCCGAAGUGUCACGGGGCAGACUCCUCAAGUCCCUACAGGCCUUGCAGGUGGUGCGAGGAAAAGCCAGAGCCGCCGUCCGGGACGAAAAGCCUGGGACCCGGAGGGAGGAAAGCCGAGGCCAAGUCCCCUUGUUCGAGCCUGGUGAUUCCGUACUGGUGAAGAAGCUGCAUCCUGACCAUCUCGAAGCCCGGUUGCCGGGAAACGACACUGGAUUCAUCAUACUCGCCUGA